Messenger RNA from Archocentrus centrarchus (flier cichlid), 1846 nucleotides. RefSeq names its product retinoblastoma binding protein 4 (gene rbbp4). The transcript is spliced from 12 exons. NCBI's taxonomy places the organism in Eukaryota, Metazoa, Chordata, Actinopteri, Cichliformes, Cichlidae. The coding region runs from base 232 to 1509 and encodes 425 amino acids. Gene Ontology annotation, molecular function: protein binding. The record is from RefSeq and is a predicted model, not a curated record.
GGUGCUGCGCUGUGAUUGGUGAAAAGACGCCCGUCUCGCUCGUACUGAGCGCGCGAAUGCACCCAUAUCUGUGAGAGUCGGCUGCUAGUUAGCUAGUUGUUAGCCUAUCGUUGUGCCUGUAGUGGGUUCUGCAGGCACACCGGAGGGCUAGUUUCUACGGGGCUCAUUGGGUUCUACAGCUUGAAGAAACCGUAGGUUUGAGUAUUCUGUCAGCAACGUGAGAACCACACAAUGGCAGACAAAGAAGCUGGUGCUUUUGACGAUGCAGUGGAGGAGAGGGUCAUCAAUGAAGAGUAUAAGAUCUGGAAGAAAAACACCCCCUUUUUAUAUGACCUGGUUAUGACCCAUGCCUUAGAGUGGCCCAGCCUCACUGCUCAGUGGCUACCCGAUGUCUCAAGGCCAGAGGGGAAGGACUACAGUGUUCACCGCCUUGUUUUGGGCACUCACACUUCUGAUGAGCAGAAUCACCUGGUUAUUGCUAGUGUGCAGCUGCCCAAUGAUGAUGCCCAGUUUGACGCCUCACAAUAUGACAGUGAAAAAGGAGAGUUUGGAGGCUUUGGCUCAGUCAGCGGCAAGAUCGAGAUUGAGAUCAAGAUCAAUCAUGAAGGAGAAGUGAACCGUGCCCGCUAUAUGCCCCAGAAUCCGUGCAUCAUUGCCACUAAGACCCCCACCUCAGAUGUGCUUGUGUUUGAUUACACCAAGCAUCCCUCAAAGCCAGAUGCUUCAGGAGAGUGUCGCCCUGAUCUGCGUCUCAGAGGCCACCAGAAAGAAGGCUACGGUCUGUCCUGGAAUGCAAACCUGUCAGGCUGCCUCCUUAGUGCGUCAGAUGAUCAUACCAUAUGUCUCUGGGACAUCAGUGCCGUGCCAAAAGAGGGCAAGAUAGUAGAUGCAAAGACAAUCUUCACUGGUCAUACUGCUGUGGUGGAAGACGUCUCCUGGCACCUGCUUCACGAGUCACUCUUUGGUUCUGUAGCAGAUGAUCAGAUGCUUAUGAUCUGGGACACUCGUUCAAACAAUACCUCCAAAGCCAGCCAUGCAGUAGAUGCCCACACAGCAGAGGUCAACUGUUUGUCAUUUAACCCUUACAGUGAAUUCAUCCUUGCCACCGGCUCAGCAGACAAGACUGUGGCUCUCUGGGACCUGAGAAACCUGAAGCUAAAGCUGCAUUCCUUCGAGUCACACAAGGAUGAGAUCUUCCAGGUUCAGUGGUCACCUCAUAAUGAAACCAUAUUAGCAUCCAGUGGAACUGACCGCCGCCUCAACGUCUGGGAUCUCAGUAAAAUUGGAGAGGAGCAGUCUCCAGAAGAUGCAGAGGACGGCCCGCCUGAGCUACUGUUUAUCCAUGGAGGACAUACAGCCAAGAUUUCUGACUUCUCCUGGAACCCCAAUGAACCUUGGGUCAUCUGUUCUGUGUCUGAGGACAACAUCAUGCAAGUGUGGCAAAUGGCUGAGAACAUCUACAAUGAUGAAGAACCUGAGAAUACAACGGAAAGUGAAGCCACCGUGUAACACCUCCCCCUGCUGUGUGCAUUCACGUACAGCCUCAUCAAAAUGCAGCUGCUUCUGCCAUCCUGCUCUGCCUCCAGAGGGGACACUGUGUGCUGCAGAUGACUAAAUACUAGAAAGAGAGUAUUUGAGUGUAGCUGCUUUGUUUUGGAACACUGAAAGUGACUCGUUUUAGUAACUUGCUGCCUGAAGAAUUUCACCCUAUUUGGUUUUUUUUUUUUUUCCCAGUGCACUUAUAUAUAAUCUAUAUUUUUGUAAUCCGACUGUCUCUUCCGUGUACAUUGCUGUAUUUUAAACAAUGCUUUUUUUUCCCCCAAUAAAGUGUUAUUAUACAAUCUAA